This is a messenger RNA of Dimorphilus gyrociliatus, 2011 nucleotides long. The record is from the annotation of a GenBank genome assembly. NCBI's taxonomy places the organism in Eukaryota, Metazoa, Annelida, Polychaeta, Dinophilidae.
GAUGAGUAGCUCAAUAACUGUUGGUUGGCAUGAAUUUCCACCUCUAGCGUACUUAUCAGAUAAAGGUGAAAUACAAGGUUACUUCAUAGAGCUCAUAAAUGAGGUUGCUGAAAUAUGCUGGAACAACGAGAGCAUUGUCUAUACUUCUAAAUAUAUGACUGUUGAUGAUUUAGAGUUUUCAGAGCAUAAAGAAACCAUUCUUUUGCCUUAUCCGUCCAUUCCUGAUUCAGCUUUGUCUGAGGUAUACUUUCCUCCAUCUGUAGGAAGAUUUUUGCCAGUUACCGAGUCUUUUGGUUCAUUUUUGAUUUUUAAAGAAAAAUGGAGAUUUUUUAACACAAAUAUAGGUUUGGUUAUGUCUUAUUGGAAAUUUUUGAUACUUUUAAUGUCGGCAACUACAUGGGCCGGCUUGUUCAUGUGGAUUUUAGAGAGAAAAAAAAAUUCAGAAUUUUUUCCCCUUGAUACUUUCAGAGGAGUUUUUGAAGGAUUUUGGUGGGCUUUUGUAGCAAUGAGUACUGUUGGUUUUGGCGACAAGUAUCCAAAAGGCAUUGUCGUGUUCACUGCCAAUAUAACAUUAGAACUAAAUUUAGAAGGCAUUCGGUAUACUCAUGAUAUACUAUAUAAGACAGUAGCUGUUAUGACUGGGUCUUCAGACGUGGGUAUAACUUUAGCGAAAGGAGGUCGACCAAGAGAAUUUAACACUUUGAAAGAAAUUUUUGAGAGUGUUGAAAAGGAAGAAACUAAUUACGCUCUAGUCGGCCAUUAUCCAGCUGUUCACGCUCUUGAAAGAAAUCUCAAUGAAAAAAGUUCCAUUCGAAUUGUAGAGAGCUUUCCUCAUAGACAAAUAUACGGCAUUAAAGUGACGAAGAAGCUCGACAGAUGUUUCUUACGGAAUAUUGCUCGUAGAAGAAGAAAAUUCUCUUCCGCCAUUAGAAAUAUAACCGUAGCCUAUAUUGAAAGUACUCUUCUAAAUGAAGAUUUCAGUGUAAGUCAGUACGGUACGGUAUCAUGGCAAGCUCUUGUGUAUUCAACAUCUUCUUGGCUUUUGAUUGUUACUACUAUCGAGUCAGGUAAAGUACAAGGAUAUUUUGUAGAACUAAUUGACGAAAUUGCUAAAACCUGUUGGAAGAAUAAGAGUGUUAUAUAUUCUUCUAAGUAUUCAUCUAUCAAAGAUAUGAGAUUAUCCGUUGGGAGAGAUAAUAUCCUACUACCAUAUCCCUUCCUUUCCAAAUCGAGGAUACCAGUAGCAGGCUACGAUAGUUAUGAUAUAUAUAGCAUACCAGUAAUAGAAUCUAAUGGAGGGUUUUUAUUUAAGAAAGAGCAUACAAACUUUUUUAAUGAAAAUAUAAUAUUGAUAUUAUCAUAUUGGAAAUUCAUCUUACUUCUUGGAUCUGCUACAGCCUGGAUCGGACUCUUAAUGUGGUUUAUGGAAAGGAGAAUAAAUAAAGAACAAUUUCCAAAAGACGCAUUAGUUGGAAUUUUUGAAGGUAUCUGGUGGGCUUUCGUUACUAUGAGUACUGUUGGAUAUGGAGAUAGAUAUCCAAAGCGUAUUGUUAGUAAAGUUGUUACUUUAUUUUGGAUAUUAAUCAGUUUAAUAAUGAUGUCUGUGUUCACGGCAAAUAUUACUUUUGAAUUAAAUUUCGACGGGGCUCUUAACGCUCCUACACUUCUUUUUAAGAGAGUAUCAGUUGUGCAAGAUAUGGAAGAACGGAGAGUAUGCUUGUCAAAAGGUGGUGUGCCAAUUGAAUACAAUACUACGGAAGAAGUUCUUCAAAGCGUUUCUAGUGAGAAAGUAUCUUAUGGUUUAAUUGGCCAAUAUCCAGCAGUAUACAUUCUAAAUAAAGGUUUAAAAGAUAAAACAAUUGGAAUAGUAGAUAAUUAUGAGUACGAUGAAAUAUUUGGCUUAAAAGUAAUGGGAAGACCGGACAAGUGUUUACUAGAAACUAUAGCUAGUAGAAAGAAAAAAUAUUCUCUAUUUAACAACAUCAGCGAAAAAUAUUUAACAGUAAGAUAG